Molecule: messenger RNA, 1698 nt
Organism: Gekko japonicus
Lineage: Eukaryota; Metazoa; Chordata; Lepidosauria; Squamata; Gekkonidae
Gene: CHST12
Product: carbohydrate (chondroitin 4) sulfotransferase 12
Exons: 1
Coding region: 93-1340 (415 amino acids)
Biological process (GO): proteoglycan biosynthetic process; carbohydrate biosynthetic process
Cellular component (GO): membrane
Molecular function (GO): sulfotransferase activity
Source: RefSeq, a predicted model, not a curated record
CGCCCACAAAAGCACCAUGCAGGGUUUCAGAUUUUUCUCCUUGAGCUGGAGGUGAACCGACUGGGAAGUGACUCGUGAAAUUGCUUGCCAGGAUGACCAAAGCGCGGCUCUUCCGUCUUUCGGUGGUGGUGGGUUCUGUCUUCAUGAUCCUGCUGAUUAUCGUGUAUUGGGAUAACGUGGGAACGGCUCACUUCUACCUGCACACUUCCUUCUCCAGGCCUCAUGGGGUGCUUCCUACUGUUGUCGGGGACGAUGGCCAGAGUUCUCUGUCAGAUGUUGAUGAGUUUCUGGAGAAACUCCUGACUUCUGAACUGAGGUACCGUGUUGAUCAGAAGACGGAGCAGCCGCCUUUGCCAGCAUCCAGCAGGCCCAUCAUCAGCAACUUGGAGGAGAACGUGAGGGGUUACGACUGGUCCACUCGUGAUGCCAGAACGAUGCUGGAUCAAGAGAAGACACAGGCCGAGAGACGGAAGACUCUGAGGGAAUUAUGUGCCAAUUCCAGCUUCGCCUUCCCAACCAAGGACCGCUCAUUUGAGGACAUCCCCAACUACGAGCUGAACCACCUGAUCGUCGACGACCGCCACGGCAUUAUCUAUUGUUAUGUCCCUAAAGUGGCGUGUACCAACUGGAAGCGGGUGAUGAUUGUGCUGAGCGAGAGCUUGAUGGACCAGGGUAUCCCCUACGGCGACCCCUUAGACAUCCCCCGUGAGCACGUCCACAACUCCAGCACUCACUUCACCUUCAACAAAUUCUGGCGCCGCUACGGCAAGUUCUCCCGCCACCUCAUGAAGAUCAAGCUGAAAAAAUACACCAAGUUCCUCUUUGUCCGCGACCCCUUCGUCCGACUCAUCUCGGCCUUCCGCAGCAAGUUCGAGCUGGAGAAUGACGAGUUCUACCGCCGGUUCGCCAUCCCGAUGCUGAAGCUGUACUCCAACCACACCAGUAUCCCUACCUCGGUCAGCGAGGCCUUUGAAGCGGGCCUCCGAGUUUCCUUUUCGGAUUUCAUCCAGUACUUACUGGAUCCUCGGACGGAAAAGCUCGCCCCUUUCAAUGAGCACUGGAGGCAGGUGUACCGCCUCUGCCACCCGUGCCAAAUAGAAUAUGACUUUAUUGGCAAGCUGGAGACCUUGGACGAAGAUGCGGCUCACCUGCUACAGCUUCUCAAAGUGGACGACCUCCUCCGCUUCCCUCCCAGCUACCGGAACAGGACAGCCAGUAGCUGGGAGGAAGACUGGUUUGCCAAAAUCCCUGUGGCAUGGAGGCAGCAGUUGUACAAGCUUUACGAAGCGGACUUUGUCCUUUUCGGAUAUCCCAAACCUGAACACUUGCUUAAAAACUGAACGAGACAGAACUGGAGGAAAGAGAGCAUUCAAAAUACCAAAAACACUCCAUGUUUCAAAAUACGAACCCCUCUUUUCCUCUGUUAACACACUCAAGUGUACUUUUCCUAUCUUGUGCACCGUUGUCUGGUUGCAAGAUCCACGGAAUGCCCUACUGGAUGAAUGGUUUCCCUUUUCCUUCAUCUGUUACUUUUCUUAAACAUAUCCUGUCAUCCUGCCAUCGAAAUACGACUUUCUCCAUUCUGCCAGUUUUCUUUUUUGAAUGCUUUUUAUUGAUACUUUUUUUUUUAAAGGGAAAGAAUUAAUAUAUUUAAAAUAUUUAAUACGGAGUCAGUUGUGCAAAAGGGGGAGUAAAAAG